CAUAAAAACCACUUCAGACGAGCCUCCAAAUUUAUUUAGUUGCAAUCCUACGAAACGAUCAAAACAAUAUGUUUGUGGAACUAAUCUUGGGCGCUCUAGCCUUUCUACUAGUCUGGGAUUAUUUAAGUAAAAAACAUCGUAAUGAAGUGUUUAGUAAAUCGGGUAUACGAGGACCUAAAACCUUACCCAUAUUGGGGAAUUCGCUCGAUAUAAAACAUGUUAAUACAGAAAAUAUGAUCGAUUUUGUGCAACAGUGUAAGCAUAAAUAUGGCAAAAUCUAUCGUAUAUGGGUUUUGCAUCAAGUGAGUGUUUUCGUUUUGGAUGUCAAAUAUUUAGAAGUGAUUUUCGGCAGUCAACAGAUGAUUAAGAAAAGUCGUUUAUAUGAUUUCAUUGCGGGCUGGUUGGGUCGUGGUUUACUUUUGAGUUGGGGCAAGAAAUGGCAUUCGAGACGUAAGAUUAUUACUCCUACUUUCCACUUUAAGAUAUUGGAGCAAUUUGUGGAGAUUUUCGAUCAACAGAGUAGUGUUAUGGUGGAAAAACUGUACCAGAAGGCUGAUGGUAAAACGGAGAUUGAUAUAUUCCCGGUAGUGUGUUUGUGUGCAUUGGAUAUUAUAACGGAAACUGCCAUGGGAGUAAAAGUUAACGCCCAAGAAAAACCGGGCCUGGAAUAUGUUCAAGCCAUAGCCACCAUGUCCCAAAUUUCAGCCAAUCGUGUGUUUAGUCCUCUUCAAAGAACCGAUUUCCUAUUUCGCUUAUCAGCUCCUAAAUUAUAUAGACAAACUGAACAAUGUAUAUCCACAUUGCACAAAUUCACCAUAGAUGUUAUAGAACAGCGUCGAACGGCCCUGGAAAAAUCGCUAAAAGAUGGCAGUUAUAAAAAAGUAGCCGAUGACUCAGAUUUGAAUACUAAAAAACGCAUGGCUUUACUAGAUGUUCUACUACAGUCCACGAUAAAUGGUGCUCCUUUAACCAAUGAGGAUAUACGUGAAGAAGUUGAUACGUUUAUGUUUGAGGGUCAUGAUACCACUACUAGUGGUAUAGCUUUUGCUUUGUACUUAAUAGCCCGUCAUCCUGAGGUCCAAGCUAAACUAGUGGAUGAAAUUAAAAAUGUUUUAGGCACCGACAAAUAUAAACCGGUGGGCUUUAGGGAUUUACAAGAUUUAAAAUAUAUGGAAUGUGUUAUCAAAGAAACUUUAAGAUUAUAUCCCUCGGUACCGGUUAUAGGUCGUGAAAUAACGGAAGAUAUAUUAGUGGGUGAUAUUACUAUACCCGCCAAUACUAACAUUAACAUUAAUCUCUUCGCCGUCAUGCGUGAUCCUGAUUACUUCCCCGAACCCAAUGCCUUUAAACCGGAACGUUUCUCGGAUGAUAGCAUGCAGAAAGUCAACCCCUUUGCCUAUGCUCCUUUUUCGGCCGGUCCACGCAAUUGUAUUGGUCAAAAGUUUGCCACCUUGGAAAUGAAGAGUACCAUAUCGAAAAUGUUGCGUCAUUUUGAAUUGCUACCUUUGGGUCCCGAUGCUAAGCCUAUAAUUAAUCUUAUUAUACGUUCUUCGACUGGUGUACAUAUUGGUGUGAGACCAAGAGUUUUUUAGUUGAGCGUUUUUAGGAAUUUAUGGUCUUAAAUCUAGUGAUUUUUAUGUUUUAAAUUAUAUUAGCA
Messenger RNA from Lucilia sericata (common green bottle fly), 1657 nucleotides. RefSeq names its product probable cytochrome P450 4d14. The record is from RefSeq and is a predicted model, not a curated record. The coding region runs from base 69 to 1592 and encodes 507 amino acids. Lineage: Eukaryota; Metazoa; Arthropoda; Insecta; Diptera; Calliphoridae. Gene Ontology annotation, molecular function: oxidoreductase activity, acting on paired donors, with incorporation or reduction of molecular oxygen; iron ion binding; heme binding. The transcript has 6 exons.